AUGAUGGAAGACUUCAACAGUGAAACAGAUAGUGACUACACCAGCUAUUGGAGAGACUGGUUCGUCUCUUCGCGCGGAAAUGAGUACUUUUGUGAAAUCGACGAGGAUUACCUGACGGAUCGGUUCAACCUCACUGGUCUGAACACGGAAGUUCCCUAUUACCAAUAUGCUCUCGACCUCGUGACAGACGUGUUUGACCUCGAUGCCGAUGAUGAUUUGCGUGAGCAGAUUGAAAAAUCUGCCCGCCAUCUCUACGGGUUGGUGCAUGCUAGAUACAUUGUGACUACGCGCGGCCUCGCCAAGAUGCUUGACAAGUAUAAGAAGUGUGACUUUGGCAAAUGCCCUCGUGUUAUGUGUGACGGUCACCCUCUCCUCCCUAUGGGCCAGGCCGAUCUUCCCAACAUGAGCACCGUGAAGCUGUACUGCCCUAAGUGCGAGGACAUCUACAACCCCAAAUCUUCUCGCCACGCCUCCAUCGACGGUGCCUACUUCGGCACAUCAUUCCACUCUAUCCUGAUUCCAGGUCUACCCCGCUUUGAACCCAGAGAAGAGCAUGCGCAGGUCCACGCCGCCGCCGCGCUCGCCCGUUGGCAAGACGGCCAGCGUGAAGAUCUCGGCUACCGUCUUUCAGAAUUCGACAUCAGCCACCGAUUCGUCGAAGAGAGCGAGAGUGAUGAAGACGCUUACGACUAUGGCGAGGAGCCCGCUCCCGCUAAGACGGAGAAGGUGGCUGGAGAUGCGGCAUCGGGCCGCAUGGAUCUUGGCAACUGA
Messenger RNA from Penicillium manginii, 771 nucleotides. RefSeq names its product casein kinase II subunit beta family protein. Gene Ontology annotation, cellular component: protein kinase CK2 complex; cytoplasm. NCBI's taxonomy places the organism in Eukaryota, Fungi, Ascomycota, Eurotiomycetes, Eurotiales, Aspergillaceae. The record is from RefSeq and is a predicted model, not a curated record. Bases 1 to 771 code for a protein of 256 amino acids. Gene Ontology annotation, molecular function: protein kinase regulator activity. The transcript has 4 exons.